Messenger RNA from Python bivittatus (Burmese python), 1981 nucleotides. The record is from RefSeq and is a predicted model, not a curated record. Lineage: Eukaryota; Metazoa; Chordata; Lepidosauria; Squamata; Pythonidae.
CUGGGAGCGGAUUGCUGCAGCUGCUGAUCAUGAGGAAGAAAGUUGAGGUUUGGAGGAGAGGCCCAGAUCCCUGGCACUGAAUCACAACCAGCUUGUAGCAUCCAGAGCUACAGGAGAAAUGCAUUUUCUAUAAAUACUGCCUUUUCUCGGCCCGAUGCUCUGUCUGCCCUGUGGGCUUCAGCCCUCUUUGUAACAAGGGAUGACUCUGUUUUGAGACGAGCACACUGUUCAUAUCUGGACUUGAGAAGCCCUGUGAAAUAAUGGGGGAUUUCACCACCAGAACAUACGGGACCAGAGGCCUGGAUAACAGGCCUCUUUUUGGAGAGACAUCACCAAGGGACAGAGUAAUCAAUUUUGCAGUUGGCAUCGUAGCUUCCUUGUUGCUCAUAGUCACUUUAAUCAGCGCUUUUGUCUUUCCUCACCUACCUCCAAAACCGGUGAAUAUAUUUUUUGCUUUCUGCAUCUCCUUGAGUUGUGUUUCGGCUGGCAUUCUUAUCUAUUGGUAUCGACAAGGAGACCUAGAGCCUAAAUUUAGGAAUCUAAUUUACUACGUUUUGUUCUCAAUCAUUAUGCUAUGUAUAUGUGCCAAUCUCUACUUCCAUGAAGUGGGGAAAUGACUCUCAUAGGACAAAUGUUGCAAUGCAUCAAAAUGGUCCAAGGCACCAUUUUAAGAUGUGCUCUCUGAAGAGAUGAUUACUGCUUCCAAAAAGCCAAGGCUUCAUCAGUACCAGCACUGGAAGGAUGACCUUGAGAUUUCACAGAUGUGUACUUUAACAGCUCUUCCUUCUGGUGAGGUGAAGUAGUGCAGUAUGAUGUAGCAUCUGCUUUUGGGGGGUGGGGGUGAGCAACAGAAUAGCUAUUUGUGCACUCAAUGAACAUUCCAAUUGUACGCUUGCGUUUUUCAGAAUGGCACACCCUUUUUUCCUUUGUGAAAAAAAUGGCAUUUUUUAAUUACACUGUACAAAAACGGCAGCACUGCAAAUGUCUAUACUACAUUAUAAAUAAAAAGGCAUCUACUAUUACAGAAGAGAAAUAGCUUCUCACUUGUAUUAAACUGGACACCACUAUUUGGUUCCCUCCCAAAGCAACCAACUCUUUUGUUAACUACAACUUCAUUGUACAUGAACAAAGCCACAGACUGAAUACAAACUAACUUCGGAGGAAGCUAAUAAUUACAGAAGUCAAUACUGAUUUUGAUUUUUUUUUACAUAGCCUUGUAGUACUGAGUCAUGUUGCCUACCCAAGUUGCACCGUAAUCUCAGCUUAGUGUUUCCAUGUACAGAUCCUUCCAUGUAGAUGGAACACUCAAAGUCAUCACUAUGCUUGUUCAGAUGAAAAUCUCUGAAAAAUAUGGUCCAAACUGGGUUCAUUUGCAGAGGUGGUUUUAGCUUCUGUAAUAGAUUUCUGAAUAAAAAUGAGAAGGUCUUGGGGUUUAAACUUACUUCUAAGUUUAUUGCAGCUUGAAAGUCUUCUCUUCAUGCUAGACUCAGGGUUCCAGUAGUAGUAUUUGAAGUUUAAGAAUUACAUCUAAUCAUUCUGGGGUGACAUCCAUUGCCAGCAACAGAUUCUUUAGUUUCAAGGAAGAUCGCAAAUGUGAUCUUGCAGUGCUUUAUGGUGCUUGAAUACACUGGAACCAUUAGAAAAAUAAACCUUUUCUAAUGUCACCUCUUGCUUUCUGUAGUUACAAUUUUGUAACUAUAUUCUCGCCUGAAACAGGAGGAUCAGUGCAAACUCUAAACUGUUUAUCUGUCCAUAUGCUCAUUUACUUCUGUGUUAUUGGUCUAAGACACUGAAUUCCCUCACUGUCCAACUGGGUUCCUAUCCCCAGCAGCCUAGUAAAGGUUGUAUGCUACCAUGAAAAUACAAGACUCCUUUAAUGCAGAAACUUGGGGGGGUGGGGCAGCUUGACGGUCACUAUUUGAAAUCAGAAGACAGUAAUUCAUGUGGUGAGCACAACAGAUUGAAGCUCCUUUGACCAAUG